GAACGAUCCCUUCUUUCUAGUUCAACCAUUUAUAAAUGUCAAUCUCUAACUGCAUGGUAGACAGUACAGCUUCGCAUUUUCUCACCCAAAUAUGACAAUGAACACUCGUCUUGCCUCUUUUCUCCUUCUCCUUACAGUCUCCACCGCCGUCGUUGCUGAUAAGCAUGACUGCGUGUACACGAUAUAUGUAAAGACUGCGUUGCUCAUCAAUGCAGGGACAGACUCCAUCAUCAGUGUCACGCUCUACAACGCCAAGGGCAAGUAUGUGGAGAUUUCAAAUCUGGAGUCAUGGGGCGGCCUGCGGGGGCCUGACCACGAUUAUUUCAAGAGAGGAAAUUUAGAUAUUUUCAGCGGAAAAGGACCCUGCCUACACUCUCCAGUCUGCGCCUUGAAUUUAACCUCUGAUGCAAGCGGAACGAAUCCUGACUGGUACUGUGAGUACGUUGAGGUGACAACCACUGACGUUCAUGAGAUUUGCUCGAAGCAGAUGUUCACGAUAGAUGAGUGGCUGUCCCGUAAAGAGGAGCCUAAAGAGUUAACGGUCAUUAGGAACAACUGUGCAUCAAAAGCCAAUGAUCUCAAAGGUUGUGAUGAGGUCAAAGUCAAAUCUGCUAUCAUGUGAGGCGUUUCCAUGGAAGCACUAUUGCCAUGGGAGAUGAUUAAGAGAGAUUGUUCUAGUACGUGUGAUAUAUGGUCGAAGCUAUAAGUAAUAAAAGUGUGUUUUCAGAUUUUUCACGGUGCUCA
Manihot esculenta (cassava) is the source of this 744-nucleotide messenger RNA. Its product is annotated as PLAT domain-containing protein 3. Lineage: Eukaryota; Viridiplantae; Streptophyta; Magnoliopsida; Malpighiales; Euphorbiaceae. The transcript is spliced from 2 exons. The record is from RefSeq and is a predicted model, not a curated record. Bases 92 to 622 code for a protein of 176 amino acids. Gene Ontology annotation, molecular function: protein binding.